Messenger RNA from Rotaria sordida, 1580 nucleotides. Lineage: Eukaryota; Metazoa; Rotifera; Eurotatoria; Philodinida; Philodinidae. The record is from the annotation of a GenBank genome assembly.
CAUAGAUAAAUUGAAAAGACAGCAUUUCUAGUUAAUUUAUCAGAAACCUAUUUGAAAUUCUGAGUGCUAGAGAGGUAACCUUAAGAAUUAAUAUAUCGAGUUUGAAAAAUUAAAAAAUAGUCAAGUUUAUGAUUCUAUUAUUUACAGAUAUAAAUAUUCGUAUUGAUGCUUUCAUAGCCUGAAAAUUAAUAGAUUUGAUUAAUUCUGAUAGUUCUCAUAUAUGUAGAUAAGUUUUCCAGAAUACAAUUCAAUAGUCAUCCGAGUUUCAUAGUAGACGACAACACAAGCGAAACAAUGAGUAUAGAUAUCUUUUUUUUCGCGCACAGGCAAUAUGGAAAGAUGCUCUUCAAACAAAACUCAAAAGAAAGAGAUUUGAAAAUCGAAAUAAUACCGAAGUUCAAUACUAUCAAUUAAAAUAUUCACGUAUUGGUUCUGGUCGUCCAGUCAAAAAACAAUUUGGUGAACUUGCUCAAAAAGACUGGCAAAAACAAAUUAUGUUAUUAACCUAUGAUGAUGCUACAUUAAAAAAUAUUCAAACAAAAGCUGAAAAAUUACGUGAUUUGUCUGAUAUUGAUAUACAUACUCAACUUCACUUAUGGCAAGAAACUGUCCACUUUAGACAUCAAUGUAUUCGUGAAAAGCCAACAUCAGAAAUUCUUAAAGAAUUUCCAGGUUAUUCAAAUCAACUCCUGAUAUUUGAAGAAGUCAAAAUGACCACAAAUGUUGAUUUAAGUGCUGCUGUUAGACGACAAAUACCAAUUUUACUUGAAAAAUUAGUUAAAGUACCUGCUUUUAUUACUGAUUCACCUGCUAUUCAAUUACUCAAAAUUCUAUGUCAACAUUUUGAUGAAAUUGUACAUCAUACGCUUGCUGAUUCUGAACCAACAACACCAUAUCCUACUUUGAUUUUUAUUAAUGACCAAAUCCAUAUUUAUGUCGACUUUAUAUUAAUUGUUUCCACAACAUCACCAGAUUAUGCUUUAGGUCUACUUAUCGCUAUGUACAACAUUUUCGAACUGAAUUUUCGAAAAAACAGUCGUGUAGUGAGAUUUUUAUAUUGUAUUUUUCAUAACGAUAAACGUUUUCUGUCAAACGCAAUGCGUCUGUUAAUCAAGGAAAACAAUAUCGAGAUUAUGAACGAAACAAAUCAACUACAAGCAGCACCUUCACAUUCACUCUAUAGCAAUUCAACAAUACAAAGUAGCAAUUCACAGACUUCAACACAACAUAAAAUCAUCGAAAACAAUGCAUCUAUCAAUCGAGAAAACGAAACCAAUGGUCCUGAUUUAACAAAUUCAUCUUAUUCAAAUAAUAGUGUUGAUUUACAUGAUAAAACACCAGUUGUUCUAAAUGAGUUACAAAAUCAUGUUACAGAUCCAUGUUUGUCAAUUAAUUCUCGACACCAGAGAGUAAAUUGUCUCAAACGACAACAAAGCCAGCACAUCGAGAAACAAACAAGUCAAAAUUCGUUCACCGUUGACAAUGAUCACGAUGAGCAAUUUCAAGAUAAUAUUAGUCCAACGAAUGAAGCUAAAUCAAAUAUCUCUCAUGGAAAAAAUAAAAGAAGACGUCGUUAUUAG